GUGACGCCACGUGACAAAAUGGCUGCUGGAUACAUAGCAAACUGGGAUAUUUCCAUCCCGUUAGCUUCAAAAGCCCAUCGGGUUUGAAUGUUUGAUUAAUUGACUUCAAGAUUGAAGAUUCCACCUUUAAAGUUACUGCUCCGUAUUAUUUUUUUUCCUUUCUGUUUCCCCUUCGUUUUCCACCACGUUUUCUGUGCAGGCACACAAGGCAUUCAAUUUCUUGUUGAUAUUUCAGAAGCCUCUAGUCUUGGCGCUGAAAUCUCAUCACUUAUCAGAAGAUGGCUGAUAAAUCCGUCCCAGACUUAAAGAACCUCUCGAUAGCUAGUAAUGGGAAAUCAGCAGAGAAGAGUCGGCUAGUUGUUUGUUUUGGGGAGAUGUUGAUUGACUUUGUUCCAACAGUUGCGGGAGUUUCUCUUGCAGAAGCUCCUGCCUUCCAAAAAGCUCCCGGUGGUGCACCCGCUAAUGUAGCUGUUUGCAUUUCAAAGUUGGGAGGUUCUUCGGCAUUUAUUGGCAAGGUGGGUGAUGAUGAGUUUGGUCGUAUGUUGGCUGACAUAUUGAAACAACACAAUGUUGAUAACUCUGGCGUGCGGUUUGACAAAAAUGCGAGGACUGCAUUGGCAUUUGUUACUCUUACUGCUGAGGGAGAGCGGGAAUUUUUGUUCUUCCGUAAUCCCAGUGCUGAUAUGCUUCUUCGUGAAUCAGAGCUUGAUAUAGAUCUUAUUAAAAAGGCUGCUAUUUUCCACUACGGUUCAAUCAGUUUGAUUGAAGAACCGUGUAGAUCAACGCAUCUUGCUGCAAUGACCAUUGCCAAAAAAUCUGGUUGCCUACUUUCUUACGACCCAAAUUUGAGGUUGCCUUUGUGGCCUUCUGCAGAUGCUGCUCGAAGUGGAAUUAUGAGUAUAUGGGAUCAAGCAGAUAUCAUAAAGGUAAGUGAGGAUGAAAUUUCGUUCCUUACCGGAGGAGACGAUCCAUAUGAUGAUGACGUGGUGAUGCAGAAGCUGUUUCAUCCAAAUCUGCGUCUUUUGAUUGUAACCGAAGGCUCAGAAGGUUGCAGAUAUUACACCAAGCAAUUUAAGGGACGAGUGAAGAGUAUUGCGGUAAAAGCUGUCGAUACAACCGGUGCUGGUGAUUCGUUUGUGGGAGGGCUACUCACGAGUUUAGCUUCCGACCUGAACCUCUAUCAGGACGAGAAGCGGUUGGGAGAAGCAAUUUUCUUCGCUAAUGCCUGUGCUGCCCUGACAGUAACACAGCGAGGAGCGAUACCUGCACUGCCUACAAAAGAGGCAAUUCAGCGCUUCAUUUCAGAGGCAGAAACCGAAUUUGCCAGCAUCAAAUAGGUUGCAGUGGGUUUAUAUUAAAUUUUGUGGGUUUAUAUUAAACACUAGCUGUGGAUCCAUCAAGAUUGCAGUGGCGUGACAGGGCUUAGCACAAGAGGAGGCGACGAUGAGUUUGCACCGGGGACUAAAUUUUGUUGGCCAUGUAGUAGUGUGUACCAUUUUGAAUGUUGAUUUUCUGCAUCAACAUCUUGUAAUUUUUUUUUUUUUUCUUUAUUCUACGGAGUUUUAGUUCGGUCUGGAAUUUUUUUUGUCAUGAAAGUUGCAUUGCUCUUUUAUAAAGAAUCUGAUUUGUGUUGUGUGCAA
This is a messenger RNA of Ipomoea nil (Japanese morning glory), 1640 nucleotides long. Its product is annotated as probable fructokinase-7. The coding region runs from base 279 to 1337 and encodes 352 amino acids. Gene Ontology annotation, cellular component: cytosol. NCBI's taxonomy places the organism in Eukaryota, Viridiplantae, Streptophyta, Magnoliopsida, Solanales, Convolvulaceae. The transcript is spliced from 7 exons. Gene Ontology annotation, biological process: fructose metabolic process. The record is from RefSeq and is a predicted model, not a curated record. Gene Ontology annotation, molecular function: fructokinase activity.